Molecule: messenger RNA, 2025 nt
Organism: Cyclocybe aegerita
Lineage: Eukaryota; Fungi; Basidiomycota; Agaricomycetes; Agaricales; Hemipholiotaceae
Source: the annotation of a GenBank genome assembly
AUGUCCUCUGUGAAUCCCACUGGCACAGACAUUCGUCCCUCCAACCGCCGACAUGCAAUGCAGCCAGACGCCUACCUAAACCCCCCUGUCGAUGAGUACCGCGAGGACGAGCCGCUCCAGCCCCCACCCCCUUCGUUGUACGCCCACGGUAAUCAUUCCGUUCCUUCUUUCCCACAGCAGCAACAGCCUCCUCAGUAUGCGGACUACCCAACACCACCCCCAGUCCCUCACCCCUACGAUCCCACUGCAAGUCUUGAUUCGUUUUCUUCCUUGCACAUCCACGAUGGCCCUGCAAGGAACGGCAGCCUUUCAUCACAUACAUCUGACCCGAUACCCCGUGCACCGUCCACUAUGUCUCUAAGAUCGAUGCAAAGCGUGCAUAGAGGAGGGGCUCCACCACCAGUACCUAGACAUGCAAACACUCUUCCACCACCUCGAGCACCUAUGCAAUACGCGCCUCCCUCCGUCCAUGGCGACUACGGCCCUCAUCCAUCCCAUUAUCCAAAUAAUGGAGUCGAUCCAAAUCGCGGAGGGUACAAUGACUAUGAUUAUCGCACAUAUGAUGAACAACAGCAGAAUGGCGGUUACCUUUCCCCAGAAAGUAUUGGUAGCAUGUCCCCUCAUCAACAUCAACAUCCACACCCACAUCAACAACAGUACCAAGCGCAUGGCUGGCCACCGCAACAACACCAUCCGCCGCCACCUUUGCCAGGAGGAGGACAUAAUCCUCUACACGCUGCAGCUUCUGACGUGCUAGGCAUGGGUCCUCCUCCAGGAGCAGGCGGCCCACCGAUGUCGCGAUCUUUAGGUCCAGGUGGUCCGCCCAUGCCUUCCGAUCGCAGUGUGUAUGCUGCUUCUGUGUCAUCAGGCCAUUCCAGCCACUCAGGGCAGAUGAAUUACGGCCCCGUUGACCCUUACGCCUCACAGAAAGAUUUUGAUCUCCGUCCUGCGUAUCAACGUGCAGGCACGUCCGCGUCGUUAGCUCCUUCUUCUGUCAAGAGCAAAGCGGUCGACCUCAAUGCGCCACCUUAUACGAAAGAGUACAUCGAUCAAUACAGACAACGAAUCAAAGCAGACCCCGAUCCCGAAGCCCACUUUUUGUAUGCAAAAUACCUCAUCGACGCGGCAAAACACAUCAGGACUCAGUUUACCGAUCAACGUUCCGCAAAGAAAUACAGUGAAGUCUUGAUUGGUGAAUCACUGAAGGUCAUUCGUCGGCUUGCUACUCAAGGCGAUGCUUACGACGAAGCCCAAUUUUUCCUUGCCAACUGUUAUGGAACCGGAGCGCUAGGGCUUCAGGUAGACCACGAACGCGCCUAUCACUUAUACCUACAAGCUGCGAAGCAAAAUCACGCUGCGGCUUCGUACCGCGUGGCGGUGUGCAACGAGAUCGGUGCUGGUACAAAGAAGGAACCUUUACGCGCAGCCGCAUUCUACCGCAAAGCUGCUUCUCUCGGGGACACUCCUGGCAUGUACAAGCUUGGCAUGGUCCUUCUACACGGCGCCCUUGGAGAACAGAAAAACCCUCGUGAAGCUAUUAGCUGGCUCAAACGCGCAGCCGAGCAAGCAGACGAAGACAAUCCACACGCACUCCAUGAACUUGCUCUUCUAUACGAAAACCAGGCUGGUGCCCUGGUGCCUUACGACCCAGCCUACGCGAAGAGCCUUCUGACACAAGCAGCUCAGCUGGGGUAUACGCCCUCACAGUACAAGCUAGGGCAAUGCUUCGAAUACGGCUCGUUGACUUGCCCAAUCGAUCCAAAGAGGUCAAUAGCGUGGUAUACGAAGGCUGCAGAGAAGGGGGAUGCUGAAGCGGAGCUGGCACUCAGUGGUUGGUAUCUGACAGGUAGUGAAGGCGUUUUGAAGCAGAGCGACUCAGAGGCCUACCUGUGGGCUCGUCGUGCUGCCAACAAGGGGCUGAGCAAGGCAGAAUACGCCGUAGGUUAUUAUGCCGAAGUCGGUAUUGGUAUCAAACAGGAUAUCGAAUUUGCCAAACGGUGGUACAUGCGAGCUGCUGGUAUGUAA